This is a messenger RNA of Cyprinodon tularosa, 1512 nucleotides long. RefSeq lists its product as uncharacterized. The record is from RefSeq and is a predicted model, not a curated record. The transcript is spliced from 4 exons. The coding region runs from base 282 to 1394 and encodes 370 amino acids. NCBI's taxonomy places the organism in Eukaryota, Metazoa, Chordata, Actinopteri, Cyprinodontiformes, Cyprinodontidae.
UAAGAGGAGGAUUCAUUUUGCAGUUUGAGGAUCCUGAUUUCAAUAAUCAGUUGUGCAACCUAACGGACAUCAAAGACCUUCCUGUUGACCGUGCAACUUUGAAAGUAUUGUUCACAGCUGAUGACUCCACGGAUUCUACACUGGACACUGGAAGCCUCUCUUCUCCAAGUAGUGCAGAUUUUGUUAAAUGGCCUGACUCCUUCCCGAUUCCAAAGUUUUCCCAUGAUGUGGAGCUGCAACUGAAAGAAGCUAAUUGUAGAUAUGCUAAGGAUGGAUCUGUGAUGGUGAUUUCUAAAACUUUGAAGACUAAUAUCCUUGACACACUUGCAGACUGUAUGUCAAAGAUUACUGCUUAUCCUGACAGGCAACACUAUGAAAAUGUGGCCAAAACACUGGUAGAAAGGCAUCCCUGUCUGCGAGACCCAGGGUCAGAAAAGGGAUGGUACUCAUGGUUUCACAGUCUGAAAUUCAAAAUGGGAAACUACAGGCAUAAAUUAAGCUCAGCAGGAUGCCCUGAGGUGGUCAUAAACAAACGAAAAUCUGGAAGUUCAAAAGGGGAAACUGUCAAAAAGUCAAAGAAGGGGGAGGUGAACUACUGUCCUGAUCCACCUGAAGGACAGAGUCCUGAAAACAUGGAGGUGAAGCGCAAGAUAAUGGAGGCUGAAAUACAGAAGAAAGACCCAAAUCAUCAGCUGAUUGAGGAUUUGAUGGUUUCUACAUUUUCUCAGCGUAGGAAAGACAUUGUAGGAGAUCAACCACACAUCACAGAGCUCAUGUCCCGAUGGCCUGCUCUGUUCCAUGAGAGACAGAUUAGGGCAGAAUUUACAAGAAUCGUCACCACAGACCUUCUGAAAUCUUUUGUUGACGGACUUGAUGGCCUGGUUCUGAGACUGCUGGAGGUCUACAAAGCAGCAACCAAAUCUGGGAAGAAGCAGCCACUCAAAGACAUUUUGGACUGCCUUGCAAAAGAUGACACAAAUGAAAGGAGAAGGGCUGCUGCUCUGCUUGGUUUGCCACGCUACAUAUCUGGGGAAGAUCCAUCAACUGUCAUCAGGAUGUGUGAUGCUCAUGCUGAUAUUCUGGAUGAUGCCAUGAAGGGGAUGCAGGUCGGUCUUCUGAUUGCCUGUGAAGGUAGUGAACAGGGGGCCAUCCCACACGAGGUCUUCGACGUGGCAGUUGUGGUGGAGGAGACCAUUGUGCUUCACAAUAUUAAAGAUGUGACAGUUGGCUUUGCUAUGCUUAUGGGUGUCAUCUACUGUAUCAAUCUCAAGUAUCCAAAUGACAUGAAGUAUUCGUUCGAGUUUCUUCAGAGAGUGGUGAUGAAGAUCAGUCCAGACCAGGCCUCAGCUCGAGUACAUGGUUUGAGAAACAAACUCCUGAGGUACAAACUGUAACAUCUGGUAUGUUUACAGUUUUGUUUUCUUAAAUAAGAGUUCCUGUAAGAAUUUGUUCAGUUUGUUCUAUGCACUAAAUGUUAAUACUAAUGGUUAUGCACUAAAACAUUUAGCAUUG